AGUUUUGAUCAGGGAAGUAUAGAAAUCCUCGCAACCUUGUUACUUGUGCAGUCGUUUCACACUCAUCAAAAUAUCAAGUUUUGGAGUGGCUAGACUGAAUAUAAUACCGAAAUCUCUAUCGAUAGUUAUAUUGCUUGUAUGGUUAUUUGUAUAUAGAAAUGUCCCGUGGCUCGAACGCUGGGUUUGAUCGGCACAUUACCAUUUUCUCUCCAGAAGGCCGGCUCUAUCAAGUCGAAUAUGCCUUUAAAGCCAUCGCCCAGAGUGGAUUGACAUCAAUUGGGGUCAGGGGAACAGACUGCGCUGUGGUUGUCACACAGAAGAAAGUACCGGAUAAGCUGCUGGAUGCUUCCACGGUAUCCAACAUGUACCGACUGACCCCUCGGAUCGGAUGUGUGAUGACUGGUCACAGUGCGGACAGCCGGUCCCAGGUGCACCGAGCGAGGAUAGAGGCCGCGGAGUGGAAGUACAAGUUUGGUUAUGACAUCACGGCUGACAUGCUAUGCCGACGCAUGGCUGACAUCUCUCAGGUGUACACGCAGAAUGCCGAGAUGAGGCCUCUGGGCUGCUGUAUGAUCCUGAUCGCCAUGGACCCGCAGCAGGGCCCGAUGCUCUACAAAUGCGAUCCAGCCGGCUACUUUUGUGGGUUCCGAGCUACCGGUGUGGGCGCCAAGCAACAUGAGGCAAAUAGCUAUUUGGAAAAGAAGAUGAAAAAGAAACCGGACUUAUCCUACGAACGGAGUGUGGAGCUGGCCAUCAGCUGCUUGUCCUCCAUCUUGUCUCUGGAUUUCAAAGCCAGCGAACUGGAGGUUGGUCUGGUAACCAAGGAGAACCCCAAGUUCAGAACACUGACGGAAGCCGAGAUUGAAACACAUUUGGUGGCCAUCGCUGAGCGGGAAUAACCGAACCCGAAUACAAACAGAGGACCAUAAUUCUGACUAGAGGACCGUAGCUAAUUGUUUCAGUGAACCCAUUUCACGCCACGUCUUACAGAAUAAAGCACCAACAGAA
Brienomyrus brachyistius is the source of this 1008-nucleotide messenger RNA. RefSeq names its product proteasome subunit alpha type-6-like. NCBI's taxonomy places the organism in Eukaryota, Metazoa, Chordata, Actinopteri, Osteoglossiformes, Mormyridae. Bases 159 to 899 code for a protein of 246 amino acids. The record is from RefSeq and is a predicted model, not a curated record. Gene Ontology annotation, cellular component: nucleus; proteasome core complex, alpha-subunit complex; proteasome core complex. Gene Ontology annotation, biological process: ubiquitin-dependent protein catabolic process. The transcript has 7 exons.